Molecule: messenger RNA, 474 nt
Organism: Lotus japonicus
Lineage: Eukaryota; Viridiplantae; Streptophyta; Magnoliopsida; Fabales; Fabaceae
Product: telomere repeat-binding factor 5-like
Exons: 5
Coding region: 1-474 (157 amino acids)
Molecular function (GO): double-stranded telomeric DNA binding
Source: RefSeq, a predicted model, not a curated record
AUGGGAAAUCAGAAACAGAAGUGGACGGCUGAGGAAGAAGACGCCCUCCACUGCGGCGUCCAGAAGUACGGCGCCGGCAAGUGGAAGAACAUCCUCAGAGAUCCCGAAUUCGCUCCUUCCCUCACGAGCCGUUCCAACAUCGAUCUCAAGGAUAAAUGGAGGAAUUUAAAUGUUGUCACUGGACAGGGCUCCAAUAUAAAGUCUAGAACUCUCAAGCACAAACUACCAGCACCUACUGCAGUUACAACUCCCGAUCCUACUCUGCAAUUCCUCCUCAUUGUUGAAAACUGCUACUUCAUGCCAGACGCUAUGGCACAGAGUCGCAGAACGAAAUCUGUGAUUGCAACAGCCCAUGCUUAUACCAUGGAAUUGGAACAAGAAGUUACAAAGUUAAAAGAGGAGAAUGAAGAACUUCAGAAAAAGCAGGAAGAAAUCAUGGAAAUGCAGAAAAAUCAAGUAUGGCUCUGGGUUUAG